Pollicipes pollicipes is the source of this 552-nucleotide messenger RNA. Its product is annotated as coiled-coil-helix-coiled-coil-helix domain-containing protein 7. Bases 125 to 439 code for a protein of 104 amino acids. Gene Ontology annotation, biological process: mitochondrial respiratory chain complex assembly. The transcript is spliced from 4 exons. Gene Ontology annotation, cellular component: mitochondrion. Lineage: Eukaryota; Metazoa; Arthropoda; Thecostraca; Pollicipedomorpha; Pollicipedidae. The record is from RefSeq and is a predicted model, not a curated record.
UGUUUAACAGACUGCUUCUAUCUAGAUGCUGGUAGUUUUGAAAUAUUUCAUGAUUUCGUAGGGCGCGGUUUGUCGUUGCUACGUCUUCCCCUGCCCUUCCGGACCCCGUCUGGCAGAGUCCGGAAUGAACAGAAACGCCGGCAACCUGCCGAAGGCCACGAAUGAGGCCGAGCGGCAGCGGAACAUCCGGGCCGGCUCCCAGAUCAGCGAGCUCAACAACCCCUGCCUGAGCGAGCAAAGCCAGGUUCAAAAGUGCAUGGACAAGUCAGGUUACGACAAAGAGAAGUGUCAGUUACACAUGAACAAUUACAAUGCGUGCAAGAGGUUCUGGGGGGAGGUGCGGAGGCGACGCCGGAAAGAGGGCCUAGAGCCGGAACUUCCUCCCCCCGAGGAGAGGGCCGCCAUCAAAAAGGAGUUCCUCUCCAAGGGUCAUUUAUAGUAUACGGGAUUCGCGGGAAGGUGCGCGGCGUCGUGCAGGCUGCUUGUGGUUGAUGAUUGUGGAGCAUGGAACGCGUGGUGUGAUAGAAUACAUGCGUUUGGUACAGAUCACAA